This is a messenger RNA of Prorocentrum cordatum, 2191 nucleotides long. The record is from the annotation of a GenBank genome assembly. Lineage: Eukaryota; Dinophyceae; Prorocentrales; Prorocentraceae.
GAGCGUCCCUGGCGGCGGCCGCGCGGGCUCGGCGUCACCAUCGUGCUCCGAGAAGGCCCGCCUCGAUGAGCUCAUCGGGGAGACGCCCGUCAGCACCAUGCUCGAUGGUGGCAAGGUUGGCGACCGCACGUACGCCCUCCGCCGCUUCAGGCCCCAGAUGCGCGGCAUCGAGAUCAAUCGCACCACGCACCUUGCCAAGGUCGACGCCGCCGUGAGCCUCCACGCCAACUUGAACACGAUGGGGGUCAAGGAGAGGAACGACAUGCUCGACCUCUUCGGCGCUGAUGAUGUCAUCGACGCAACGUCGUUCCAGCGCAGGCUCAUCGGGAAGCUCGUGUCAGAGACUAAGUCUGGCGAGGACAUUGUGCAGAUGGUUCUGCCAUGGGCCCCUGCAGAGACUAUCGGCACGGUCGUCGAGUUCCAGGUCAAGCGUCCGCGGGUGUUCCAGUUGCGGCUGAGCCACAAGGAGAAAUGCGAUGUGUGCCUCGAUAUGUUUCUCACUUCCUUCGUUGCAGAGGUGGUCGCCGCAGGUUCAGCAUCUGUCGAGCUCGUGAGGGACGCCGCGAAGCACUUGAAGAUUGAGAGCGGCGCCAUCACUAGUGGCGAGUGCGCCAUACAGGAGUUCAUCGAUCUCGCUCGUACGUUGCAGUGUGCCGCCGACGCGCUGUUGGUGAUCUCUGACCCGAGCCCCAACGCAACGGACAACAUUGCCGACCGUGCUACCAGCAGGGCUUUGUUGAACGGGACGCGCAGCAAGGAGUGGGAGCUCUUCGCCGACAGCUUGCAUUCCAACCCGAAGUGGGCAGCCAUGACCAAAGAGUACCUCGAGUACGCCCUCUCUAACCUCCAGAUCGGCCCAGAGAUUGCGGCGGCGGUGGGCGUUGUGAAGUCCAGGAACAUCCCAGAUAUAGUGAAGGUGUCCCGCCGCAUGAGGGGGUGGGUUGACGGCAGUCGCACUGGUGGCGCGUCCAGCUUGGAGGAGGCCUUCGCCGAGUGGGUCGAUGCCGUCGCCUCCUACGACUACGAUUCCGACGCUGCCCUGACCCAGGAGUCCGCCAGGCAGGUCUGCGAGGCCAUCUCGAACGUGGCGGCGGCCGCCAAGUCGACGAAGGCGAGUGGCGUCCUGGUCGUGUCCAAGCUGGCGGCCGCCGCGGAGGGGAUGGAGGCGGUGGCGGCCUCGAUCACCAGCAAGAAGAAGCGCGAGAAGGAUGAUGACGGGUUGACGCUCGAGGGGAUGUCAGAGUUGAAGGCGGCGGUGCUUGACUUAAACGGCGAGGUCUUUGCUGGCGCUGGCGCGGCGACGGAUUUCGAGGUGGCUGCGAUCAACUUGUGCAAGCUGUCGUUCUGCAGCCCCGACGCCGCCUUCGACCCGAUCGACGCGAGCACGAUGAAGGACCAGGCCGACGCCGCGAUGAGUUGCAUCUUGCUCGUGCGCGAGGACCCCCGCACCGACGCGCUGAAUGGCUUGAACAUUCGCCUCGGCCAUAUCAUGGCGAUCUGCACUGCCAUCCAGAUGAAGAAGGGCUUGGCGGCCCUCGGCGACGUGGGCGCGCAGGUGAUGUCUGGCGACGAGGGCGUCGCGUCCUGGGGCGCGCUGAAGGCUGCACUGGGCCAGGUGGGCGCGUCGCCGCCGAAUGGCCCUGAUGGGGUCACCAUCGACGGCGCGCUGACGAUCGACGGCAUCAACGGGGAGUGGGGAGCUUCGGUGGCGGAGCGCCGCGGCCUAGCUGCGAAGUACCCGGGGGCCGUGACCGACGGCACGAUGCACGCCAUCAAGAGGAUCCAGGAGAGGAUUGCUUCGGUGGCGGGUGGAAUGCCAGACGGUUUUUCCUGGGAAGAAGGCCUGACCGAGGACCAAUCGCGCGACGACGUGGCGGCCCACGCCAAGCAGACGUUGUUUCAGAACAAACUCGGCAAGACGAUCAACUCGGCCCUGGUCGAGUACAGGGAUGCUGUGGGCAAGGCCCGCCCGACGGCCAGAAAGUUCGAGUUCGGCGACGUCCUUUCGGAGUGCGUGAGCGCAUUCAAGGAGACGCUGGUGAGUGCAAACACGACGGUCUCGGAGGCAGCAUUGGCGCAGUUGUUGAAGAAGCCUGCCGAGGCCGUGAAGGACGACAUCAGGAAGGAGCUGGACGCGGUUGCCGACCGCGGAGUGCCGGCCAACAGGAUCUUGCGCCAGAUCCCGGAGAAG